CGAUUCUCCGUAAGUGCUUGUGUUUUGAAAAAAGCGAUUAUCUGUGUACAUCGCCCAAAUCCAAGAUAAUGCAAGGUUGUUGUUGAGUCACUCCACCAUCUAGCGCCACGGUGCGACCGCACGUUUCUUUCUCACUUUCGUCGAUACUUCCGCACAUAGCAUAUUAAAAUGGCUUACCAAGGAGGAUAUUAUCAAGAUCCGAAUCAACCGUACUACGGUAAUCAAUACCCGCAACAGCCCGGAUUCAAUCCGAACUAUCCCCCGCAGCAACCCGGUUAUCCGCCACAGCAACCCGGCUAUCCGCCACAGGGAGGCUACCCACCACAAUCCGGAUAUCCACCUCAGGGAGGCUACCCCCCUCAAGGACCCGGUUUCAAUCCGGCCUACCCCCCGCAACAGGGCUAUCCACCGCAGCCGGGUUUCGUCCAGCCACCAACAAUGCCGACCGGAUACGGUUCGGCGUACGACGCCGAAAGCGUCAAGGGGUUCGACUUCAACGACCAGUCCAUCCGGCGUGGCUUCAUCCGCAAGGUUUACUCCAUUCUGACGUUGCAACUGCUGCUCACCGCUGGCUUGAUUUCGCUGUUCCUGUUCCAUCAGCCGACUCAGCUAUGGGUAAAGAGUCACCCAGAAAUGUUUUGGAUUGCAUUGGGUGUGAUGAUCGUGGCCCUGAUUACAUUGGCCUGCUGCGGAGAAGUACGCCGAAAAGCGCCGAUGAACUUCAUACUCCUGAUACUUUACACGGCGUCCCAAGGAUUCAUGCUCGCUGUAACCGCUGCCAAUUUCAAGUCCAAUGAGGUAAUAAUGGCAGUAGGAAUAACGGCUGCCGUCUGUCUCGGCUUGACACUGUUUGCGUUCCAAACCAAGUGGGACUUCACCGUAAUGGGUGGCAUCCUGUUCGUGGCAGUCCUGAUCCUGAUGCUGUUCGGGUUGAUUGCCAUAUUUAUCCCGGGUAAAACGAUCUCGCUCGUGUACGCAUCAGCCGGUGCCCUUCUGUUCUCGAUCUAUCUCGUCUACGAUACGCAGCUAAUGAUGGGCGGUGAACAUAAGUACUCGAUCAGUCCGGAAGAGUACAUUUUUGCGGCACUGAAUCUGUACAUCGACAUUGUCAACAUUUUCCUCUACAUCCUCACGAUUAUCGGUGCGACACGCGAUUAAGCAUUGUCCAGCCGUGCCUCAUGUUCGUUUUGAUCUUAUCUAUUGCUCUGUCGUAUUUUGCACCUGCAAAAUCAUCUCAAUAUUCCAUUCCAAAUAGAUGACCAAAAGAAGCAGACAAAACAAGGACCGCGUGUGUGAGCUAUUUAAUAAUUUGAUCAAACGCGCGACGCUUUUGCGGCUUGCGCUUAACCAAACAUCGCAGUGCGUAGUGUAGGUGUAAUAAUUUAAUUCCGAUUAAUACUAUUAGCUGAAGAAGCGCUGUUCGAGUGACAGCGGCCAAUUCAGAAUGAAAAUAAUCAGCCAUGAAAGAUUUAAUGAUGAACUGAGUGUGGCCUGCAAAGGCAAACUUUGUUCUCGUUAUCGAUUUUUGUGUUACCGAUGUCAGCUGCUGACCAGAGUACGCUUGGCCAAAGCGAAUGCGCCUGAAAUAUUGUGCGUUAGCCUCAUGUAAUAUUGAAAUGUUCCAUCUAACCACCCGUUCCAAAGAAGCAAUGGCACACCGAGGCUACCUACUCUACUUGUUAUUUGUUAUUAAUUACCGACGUUGUGUACGCAAGCCCUGGUGUUUGAAUUACAGUCUUAUUAACAAAUUAAUAUCCCAAACGGCUGAGAACGGCGUGCUUUGUAUUGGUCCACAAUGAACAAUAAUAGUUUGUGAGAAAUUAGUUCACAACGAAUGCGACAACGCACGAUGUAAAUGGCAAAAAGAAGUAAAAUGCUUAAAUAUAAACCCCCUACAAGUUGCUCUUGCUGAUAAGCUAAGCUAAGCUGGUCAUCAAGCCGAUAUCAGGGCAUGUAAAUGUAGCAAUUACAGUGUGACUAUGGUGCGCAAAAUGCACGAUGUGUGAUAGGCGGAGAGACUAAUCUAUGUGAGUGUUUGCUACAUUUUUUCUUCUUGUUCCACUGUCCGCAAAGCUACCGGAUGAUGUAUAUAAUAUUUUAAUAUUUAUCAAAGCCCCAUAUAAAGCGCCAACAAAAUGUGUGAUUCAGAGUAAAGCACGAAUUACAAAAGCAGUUGAAGAAACAAUGAUAAAUUGUUCUAUUGUAAUGCCGAAAAAUAAAGA
Molecule: messenger RNA, 2222 nt
Organism: Anopheles bellator
Lineage: Eukaryota; Metazoa; Arthropoda; Insecta; Diptera; Culicidae
Product: protein lifeguard 1-like
Exons: 6
Coding region: 169-1158 (329 amino acids)
Cellular component (GO): membrane
Source: RefSeq, a predicted model, not a curated record